AUGUCUCUGCAAUCUACUGAAACGAGAGAUCUUUUGGAUCUUGUCGACAAUCUCCGAUCACAUGGCAUCAAUCGAUACAUCAACCUUCCUGAGAUCAUCGUAUGCGGCGAGCAGUCUUCCGGCAAGAGCUCUGUGCUGGAAGCGGUAUCCGGCGUCAAGUUCCCCAGCAAGGAUAACCUCUGUACCAGGUUCGCGACUGAGCUGAUUCUUCGACGCGGCCCGGAAGCACCGAUCAAGAUCAGCAUCGUCCCUGGUUCACAUGAGAAGGAUCGCUCGGAAGAUGAUCUCGAGAAGCUGCGCGAGUUCCACUACUCCGCUGAAUUGGAAGAGUUAGAUCUUGAGCCAGUGAUUGAGGCAGCGAAAGAAGCGAUGGGUAUCAACGAAGGAGGCGGUAAAGUGUUCAGCUCCGACAUUCUUCGCCUGGAGCUAUCUGGACGCAAUCAACCGCACCUUACCCUUGUCGAUCUACCCGGCCUGUUCCAAGCUGGAAGUCGGGCUCAAUCAGACACAGAUGCCGAAACGGUAAAGUCGCUCGUGCUCUCGUACAUGAUGAAUCCACGCAGCAUCAUACUAGCCGUCGUAUCUGCCAAAAAUGACUUCAACAACCAGUCAAUUACCAAGUAUUCGCGCGAUAUCGAUCCAGCCGGAGAACGUACCCUUGGACUGAUCACCAAGCCGGACACGCUCGACAAGGGAUCUGACAUGGAGCGAUUCUAUCUUGACUUGGCUCAAAACAAGGACGUGAAAUUUCGAUUGGGAUGGCAUGUGCUUCGUAACCGGGAUUACGCUUCGAGGGAUGCGACUACAAAAGAGCGCGACACAGCCGAAGCUCUCUUUUUCGCAGCCGGAGUCUGGCGGGAGCUUUCAGCAGAUCAAACUGGAGUUGACAGCCUGAAGCCGAGGCUCAGCCAGAUUCUCAAGGACCAUAUCGUCGCACAACUCCCUGACGUGCUUGCGCAGAUCAAGAGCGGUAUUGGGGAAUGUACGACACGACUCAACGCUAUUGGCUCAUCCCGUGACACACCACAUGAGCAGCGCCGGUACCUUCUACGAGCCAGCGAGUCGUUCACUUCACUCCUCAGAGCUGCGGUCGACGGGCAAUACUCAGACCCUUUCUUUGGUGACGCUUCUACCGAUGAGGGUUACCAGCGGCGCUUGCGAGCUGUUCUCCAGACUACCCUGAUAGAUUUCGCCGCCAACAUGCGCAAGGAAGGCCAUGCUAUCACCAUCCUAGACGAAGUGCCGACUGAACCUCUAUCCGAGCGCCAGAUGUAUCGCGCAGACUACAUCAUCAAGGUGAACAAACUUCUGGAACGAAGCAGAGGUCGGGAACUGCCUGGCACGUUCGAUCCGCUUAUUGUCGGGCAGUUGUUCCACGAACAGCGAAAGCUGUGGCCGGAGCUUGUCGAUGACUGCCUGGAGGUCAUCAUUCGUGCUGCCGAUGUCUUAGCUCGCACGGCACUGGACCACGUGUGCGACGAAACAACCCGAACUGGCAUCUCAAGGCAAUACAUCACUGUUCGAUUGGCGAAACUGACCGAUGCGCUUCGCGUCAAAGUUGCGGAACUUCUUACACCUCACGACACUAGCCACCCAAUCACGUACAACCACUACCUCACGGACAACGUGCAGAAGGCGCAGAGCCAACGGCAAUCCCGAGAGCUUAGGAAAUCACUGAAAGAAGUUAUCGGCGAUGACCACAGCGGCAAGGGCACCGUCAAACUUCACAUUAACGUGGACACGUUGGUCAACACUCUGCUCGCCAAGACGGAAGCAAACAUGAAUAGUUACGCCAGCUCUACUGCGACCGAUUUCAUGGAGGCUUAUUAUAAAGUCGCCCUCAAGAGACUCAUCGACGACUUCGCGGUACUCGCCGUCGAAGCAUGUUUCAUCCAAGAGCUUCCGACUUUGUUCUCGCCAGCUGACGUCAUCGACCUGGACGAUACGUCAGUGACUGCGUUGGCUUCCGAGAGCGAAGAAGCUGCCGGGGAGAGAAAGCGGUGGACUGCCAAACUCAAGGUCCUCGAGGGUGGGCUUAGAGCUCUGCAGGGUGUUCAAGACAUCUCGUUAGCGCAACAAGAUCCUGGCAACGCGCUGUUGCCGAAUGCCACAAACUUGAAACGCAAGCGGUCAAGCCGAGAGAUAGCAGAAGAUGACGCGAGACGGCAUAGAGACCCCUCGUGGGCAGAGGCAGCCAAGGCAGCAGGUCUUGUGUGA
Alternaria triticimaculans is the source of this 2217-nucleotide messenger RNA. RefSeq lists its product as uncharacterized. Gene Ontology annotation, molecular function: GTPase activity; GTP binding; microtubule binding. Gene Ontology annotation, cellular component: cytoplasm; microtubule; membrane. The record is from RefSeq and is a predicted model, not a curated record. The coding region runs from base 1 to 2217 and encodes 738 amino acids. NCBI's taxonomy places the organism in Eukaryota, Fungi, Ascomycota, Dothideomycetes, Pleosporales, Pleosporaceae. The transcript has 2 exons.